This is a messenger RNA of Rasamsonia emersonii CBS 393.64, 1935 nucleotides long. Its product is annotated as Oxidoreductase, zinc-binding dehydrogenase family. Gene Ontology annotation, molecular function: oxidoreductase activity, acting on the CH-CH group of donors, NAD or NADP as acceptor; metal ion binding. The transcript has 6 exons. The record is from RefSeq and is a predicted model, not a curated record. NCBI's taxonomy places the organism in Eukaryota, Fungi, Ascomycota, Eurotiomycetes, Eurotiales, Trichocomaceae.
CUGUGGGGUAUCUACCUGGUCAGCGAGAACAAGACCAACCUCGAUGACCUCGUCCACUUCACGCUCCGCGAAUGGUCUCGCUUGUCGUUCAACGUGACUGAGGCUGAGGUGGAACGGGCCAAGGCUCAGCUGAAGGCUUCCAUCCUCCUCUCUCUCGAUGGAACCACCGCGAUUGCCGAGGACAUCGGCCGCCAGAUCAUCACCACUGGCCGCCGUCUGAGCGCCGAGGACAUUGAGCGGGCCAUUGGUCGCAUUACUGAGAAGGAUGUCAUGGACUUUGCUCAGCGGAAACUGUGGGACCAGGACAUUGCCAUCAGUGCGGUUGGCCCCAUCGAGGGUCUACUGGACUACCAGCGCAUUCGCAACGACAUGAGCCGCAACAUGAUUGGGUUGAUGCCCAAGAAAAACUUCAAAAAAUCUCUUGAAUUAGUAAUCAACUGCGAUGUCAGUGACUGUCCUUUGAAUGAUCUCCCAGCUUGGAAAGGCGAUAUUUGUGCCACCCCUCCGUGGACGGCAACGUUCACCAAGCAGGUCUUGUGUCUGAAUUUCUGUCCUGCCUGGGUGGAUGAGAUUCAUGGAUGGACCACGUUUAUGCAGUGCCAUAACAAAGGUUAUGAUUGCGCAACAUCUACGCCAGAGCCUCCCCGUUCCAUAUCUACCCAAUCUAACCGCGCCGUGACACCUUCCGUACUGGGUAGGGUAUAUGUGCAUAGCGGUGUAGCCCCUCCCUUUUCCUCUGGUGCUAAUUAUAAAUUCAUCAGUCAUCUUGCCUGUGUACUCUACUUGUCUGGAAUCAGCCUACCUCUGACGUCAAUCAAUCCGUUAUCCGAACCUUCUCUUCCAGACAUACCGCUUCCAUUGACAAGCGUCGCUGUUAGAGACAAUAUGCCAGGAAACAAGGCUCUCAUUUUCAAGAAGGUCCCUGAAGGCCUGCCGGUUGCUGGUCGGGACCUCACCGUCGAGCCGGUCCCUUACGACGCCAGUUCUCCUGCCCCCGAAAAUGGCGUCUUGCUGCAGUCGCUCUAUGCCAGUUUUGACCCGUACUUGCGCGGUCGCAUGCGCCCAGCCCACGUCAAGUCCUACACUCCCGCCUUCGAACUGGGCAAGCCCAUCGAGAACAGGGUCAUUGCCAAGGUCCUCAAAUCGGACAAUGCCAAGUUCAAGGAGGGCGAUCUCGUGGUCGGAAUGCUUCCGAUUCAGGAGUACGUUGCACUGACCAGCAUUGAGAUCGAUGCUCGCGGCAUCGAGCACCUCAACAAUCCUCUGGGCAUCGAGGACAUUCGAGUGUUCCUGGGUGCGCUGGGUAUGCCGGGACUGACGGCCUACUCCUCCCUCUACGAGAUUGGCAAGCCCAAGAAGGGUGAGACCAUCUUCGUGUCUGCUGCCAGCGGUGCAGUCGGUCAGCUGGUUGGCCAACUCGCCAAGCACGAAGGACUCAAGGUUAUUGGUAGCGUCGGGUCGGAUGAGAAGCUGGAGUUCAUCACCAAGGAGCUGGGCUUCGACGGCGGGUUCAACUACAAGAAGGAGAAGCCGGCCGACGCUCUGAAGCGCCUGGCCCCGGAGGGACUGGAUAUCUACUACGAGAACGUGGGUGGUGAGCACCUUGAGGCGGCUCUGGACGCAAUGAAGAACCACGGCCGUGUGAUCGUGUGCGGUCUGAUUUCCAGCUACAACACGCCCAUCGAGCAGCACUACCCACUGCGCAACUACAGCUACAUCUUGACGAAGAGACUGACCGUGCGCGGUUUCAUCGUGUACGACCAGGGUAUGGGCGACAAGUACGACAAGGAACACCAGGAGCGCGUGCAGAGAUGGAUCAAGGACGGCACUUUCAAGGCUGUGACGUGGGAGACGCAGGGCAUCGACCAUGCUCCGGAGGGCCUGCUUGCCUUGUUCCACGGACGCAACUUUGGCAAGGCUGUUCUCAAAUUCUAA